GAACACAAACAUAGUCGCGGGAUUGAACCCUUGGGAGAACGCUACUAGCAAGCUAUUAUAGGGAAUUUCUCACGAGCAUGCACCCAUACCAAAAUGGGUGUUACAGUUAGCCAUGAUUACAUGUCAAAUGCAUAUGAAAAAAAAAACAAGCUGAACUUGCCAUGACGGACGGCAUUGCACCCUUCGGUUGGGUGUUGGAGCCGCAUGUGCAAAUGCUGCCUCCUUCCAACUCGGCGAAUUCUCAAAGAGGCAGCGGUUACCUCCUCGCUCGGGUUAUCUGUCCGCUCCGCAGGCGCCAAAGUGGCUUUCUCAGCGGUGCGCGGGACUAAUCAUGAGCCGUCCGAGAUGAGCAACACGUCCUUGACCAUCUAUUUUGACCAGGUAUUGGUGAACAUCGGAAACCAUUUCGAUCUAAAAGCGAGUGUGUUCCAGGCGCCACGGAGAGGGAUCUACAGCUUCAGCUUUCACGUGGUAAAAGUGUAUAACAGACAAACCAUACAGAUCAACCUGAUGCAGAACGACUAUGCGGUUAUUUCAGCCUUUGCCGGCGACCAGGAUGUUACGCGGGAGGCGGCCAGCAAUGGAGUUCUGCUGAUGGUGGAGCAUGAGGACCGGGUCUAUCUGAAGCUGGAACGGGGUACGCUCAUGGGCGGAUGGAAAUACUCCACUUUCUCUGGCUUUUUAGUCUUCCCGUUAUAACAUACGAUUUGUUUGUUGUCACCCGAAAGAACAAUCAUGACAUUUAUUUGAACAGCACUGUCAGACAGGGAAAUCUGUAAGCUUCCUACACCCCUUUGUGUGUGUAAACGUGAGUGUGCGCACCUCUGCACCUGAGAGUAAAGGAACGUUUACUUGGAAUUCAAAUCCAAACCCACUGACCAACGAUGGAUCAUCGACCUGAAAUGGGCACCAUGUCAACAAGACUUAGAUUGUAAAGGAAACGUUUUUCAAUAGCUGACAGUCUUUUAUUACACAUACUACUUGUAGGCUGGGUAGGGUGUUCGGCAUGCUUGUAUCAUCCAGUGCUCAAAACAGACAUUUGUCAGAGUUGCUCUGUAUCCUGAGAUUUGUGUCCAAUUUAAAACAAUAAAGAAAAGAU
Hypomesus transpacificus is the source of this 1099-nucleotide messenger RNA. RefSeq names its product cerebellin-2-like. Gene Ontology annotation, molecular function: protein binding. The record is from RefSeq and is a predicted model, not a curated record. Lineage: Eukaryota; Metazoa; Chordata; Actinopteri; Osmeriformes; Osmeridae. The transcript has 4 exons. Bases 205 to 699 code for a protein of 164 amino acids.